CCCGAGCCAUGGCCUUGAGCGAGCUGGCACCGCUGCGCUGGCUGCGGGAGAGCCGCCACUCGCGAAAGCUCAUCCUGUUCAUCGUGUUCCUCGCGCUGCUGCUGGACAACAUGCUGCUGACCGUCGUGGUCCCCAUCAUCCCUAGUUACUUAUACAGCAUUAAGCAUGAGAAAAAUGCAACUGAAAUCCAGACUGCCAGGCCUGCGCUCACAGCCUCCACCUCAGGAAGCUUCCAGAGCAUCUUCUCCUAUUAUGACAACUCUACCAUGGUCACUGGGAAUGCUACUGGAAACCUUCAUGGGGAACAGCUGCAUAGAGCUGCUACCACACAGCACAUGGUGACCAACAAGUCCUCUGCCCCCUCUGACUGUCCCAGUGAAGACAAAGACCUUCUCAAUGAAAAUGUGCAAGUCGGUCUGCUGUUUGCCUCCAAAGCCACCGUCCAGCUCCUCACUAACCCUUUCGUAGGGCUGCUGACCAACAGAAUCGGCUAUCCCAUUCCUAUGUUUGUGGGAUUCUGCAUCAUGUUUAUCUCAACAAUUAUGUUUGCCUUCUCCAGCAGCUAUGCCUUCCUGCUCAUCGCCAGGUCCCUGCAGGGCAUUGGCUCCUCCUGCUCAUCUGUAGCUGGGAUGGGCAUGCUUGCCAGUGUGUACACAGAUGAUGAGGAGAGAGGCAACGCUAUGGGGAUCGCCUUAGGAGGCCUGGCCAUGGGGGUCUUAGUGGGCCCGCCCUUCGGGAGUGUGCUGUAUGAGUUCGUGGGGAAGACGGCUCCGUUCCUGGUGCUGGCUGCCUUGGUGCUCCUGGAUGGAGCUAUUCAGCUCUUUGUGCUCCAGCCAUCCCGGGUGCAGCCAGAGAGUCAGAAGGGGACACCUCUGACCACUCUGUUGAAAGACCCAUACAUCCUCAUUGCCGCAGGCUCCAUCUGCUUCGCCAACAUGGGGAUCGCCAUGCUGGAGCCAGCCCUGCCCAUCUGGAUGAUGGAGACCAUGUGUUCCCGAAAGUGGCAGCUGGGCGUUGCUUUCUUGCCAGCGAGUAUUUCUUAUCUCAUUGGAACCAAUAUUUUUGGGAUACUUGCACACAAAAUGGGGAGGUGGCUUUGUUCACUUCUAGGAAUGAUAAUUGUUGGAAUCAGCAUUUUAUGUAUUCCUUUUGCAAAAAACAUUUAUGGUCUCAUAGCUCCCAACUUUGGAGUUGGUUUUGCAAUUGGGAUGGUGGAUUCAUCAAUGAUGCCUAUCAUGGCCUACCUCGUGGACCUGCGGCACGUGUCCGUCUAUGGGAGUGUGUAUGCCAUUGCAGACGUGGCAUUUUGUAUGGGAUAUGCUAUAGGUCCUUCUGCUGGUGGUGCUAUUGCAAAGGCAAUUGGCUUUCCAUGGCUCAUGACAAUUAUUGGGAUCAUUGAUAUUCUUUUUGCUCCUCUCUGCUUUUUCCUUCGAAGUCCACCUGCCAAGGAAGAAAAAAUGGCUAUUCUCAUGGAUCACAACUGCCCCAUUAAAACAAAAAUGUACACUCAGAAUAAUAUUCAGUCAUAUCCGAUAGGUGAUGAUGAAGAAUCAGAAAGUGACUGAGACCCUCAAAAAUCAUCGGUGUUUAAUUGUAUACAAGUGUUUCCAGUGAAAUGACUCAUCCGGAGCUGUCUUAGUCAUACCAUCCAUCCCUGGCGAAAGAGUAAAACAACCAAAGGUUAUUAUUUCUUUUCUGUGGUUAUGAUUGACUGCCAACAGCCUUAUAAAGAAAAAGAAGCUUUUCUAGGGGUUUGUAUAAAUAGUGUUGAAAACUUUAUUUUAUGUAUUUGAUUUUAUUAAAUAUUAUACAAUAUAUUUUGACGAAAUAGGUAUAUUGUAAAUCUAUAAAUAUUUGAAUCCAAAUCAAAUAUAAUUUUUUAACUUACAUUCAUGAACACUUGGACAAAAAUAUCUUAUAUUUUUUCUGAAUAUUGGUAAUGAGUGUUUAAAGCACACAUUGACUCUUCCAACAAUGAGAAAUUAGAAGGAAGUCUGAAAACAAUCACAAAAGACGGCAUGUUAUGUAGCGACACUGCAAGUAUUAUUUAACUUGUAAUUACUAUCAGUAUAUUUGUGAGUUAAAAGCUAGUUUUCUCAAGUGCAGAGGACAGGAACUCAAGUCAGUAUCUUUUGGAUUUAUCUGUUAAUCUUUUGCCGGCAUUAGUUUUCUACGUAAUCACCUACUUGGAAAGGGAUGGUUGUAAAUUAUGUUUACAUGUCCUGUGGUUGGCAGCAAACAUUAAAGCCAACAUGGGAAAAUAGUAAAUGUUCUGAAAGCGGAGAAAAGCACCAAAAUGGUCGUUAUGAAGCAAAGCUUUCCUUAUAAGAUGUGUAGUUGAUUCUUAUUGGGUGAGAAUGGGGAGUACAGGCACCUUACACUGUUAAGGUUGUGUAAGCAAGGUAAGGUUUGUCAACAUCUAGUUCAAAAUUUUUGGAAAAAAUAAAACAAGGCUAAUUGCUGCUAUAAAUUGAAAACUCAGACUGUAAUAUCUUCAGCCUGUCUGUAGGUCAUCCAAGUGUUUUUUUUUUUUUUAGGGAUUAAUUUUUGGUUGUCCAAAACUAUUAUUUUUUGACUCCCAAAAAUUGUUCACAUAAUGUGGAAACAAAUUUUAAACAAAAAUGGAAUGAAAUUGUUUAUGUAUUUAAUCCCACAUUAGAAAAUCAGAUAAAAUUCAUAGGGUGGUCAGGACACAUCUCCUUUCCCAGGCAGAAAAGAAAAACCAAACAUAAAAAUGUGUGUGUUACCAUAUCAUCUGUGUGCUGGGUAAUAAACAUUUUCUAAGCAUGAUAACAUUGAUAUGUCUUUUUAGUGUACCAGCAAAUACUGUUAGUGAAUAUUGUCGUUUACAUUGUUUCAUAUGAGGUGUGACUGGAAUGUGAAGAUAGUGUGGAAUAUAUCCCAAAUAAUACUAAUUCUACAAUUCUGUAACCAUAAAUUACUUCAUGUCAGUUUGGUUCAAUAAACUGUGUUUGUGUUAACUUGGACAUCAAGGAGCAAAGAUCUUUAGAACAAAGACUUCUCAACCUAUUGACUACUACAUAUUCUCUAGGAAAGUGGCUAGUUCUUCUUUUGCUUUCUGAAGCUCUUCCGUGGGGAUUAGAUGAUUUGAUGAUUGGUUUCCAAGGGCAGUGUUCGAGGAAAACAAUCUUUGUACUCAGUAGUGUGGACUAUUACACAAGUCAGCUACUUUGGAAGAUAGCUCUGGAGGAAUUCUUAGAUGGCCAAAACAAAAAGGCAGGAUUGUUUUUACUUGUACAAAAUAGCCUUUAAAAAAACAUACUAGGAGCUGGGGAUGUGGUUCAGCGGUAGCGAGCCUGCCUGACACUUGAGGCCCUGGGUUCAAUCCCCAGCAUUGCAAAACCAAAACAAACAAAAAAGAACCAGUGUGCUGCAAAUUGCUUCUUAGAGGGGCUUGUGGUUCUCCCUGCCCGAAUACUCUAGAAUUUAUUCCUAUUUUAUUUUUGCCUCUAAGGAUUCAGCUUCUGUUAAGAAUAACUGGCAAAGGCAUGCUUGCUAUUGAUCCCUAUGAAAAAGAUAAAACAGAUGGAUUUUUGAGAACUGUUUGGGGAGCAAAAGAAAUAUAUGUAUUUAAGGAGAAAAAUGAUAAGGUAUUUUAUAUGACUAAUAUUCUGGAUUAACAAGACUGAAAACGGGUGAUGUUGUAUCAUGUAUAUCAGAACAAAGAACAUAGAGCUCUCUGAACAUUUAUUUUUUUGAAGAAAUGGCUUUUAUGUUUGUACUUGCUAAUACAGACACAAAAACGUUAAUGAGGUAGUAAUGAAUAUUCAUCUUUCUUUUGACUGCUAUUGUGUAUCUGUCCUAAUCAUGUUUUAGCUAGCCUAUUUAAUAAACCUGAUCACACUA
Messenger RNA from Ictidomys tridecemlineatus (thirteen-lined ground squirrel), 3867 nucleotides. Lineage: Eukaryota; Metazoa; Chordata; Mammalia; Rodentia; Sciuridae. The record is from RefSeq and is a predicted model, not a curated record.